Molecule: messenger RNA, 1494 nt
Organism: Paraglomus occultum
Lineage: Eukaryota; Fungi; Glomeromycota; Glomeromycetes; Paraglomerales; Paraglomeraceae
Source: the annotation of a GenBank genome assembly
AUGGUGGACGCUGAUACUGAAGUCUUACCCGACUCGUUGAAUCGUCUCGUCUCUGCUUUCAUGCACGAUACACGAGUCAUGGGAUUGUGCGGUGAGACGACCUUGGCCAAUGAGAAGGACACCUGGGUUACUAUGAUUCAAGUGUAUGAAUAUUAUAUUUCUCAUCACUUGGCAAAGGCGUUUGAAUCUCUCUUUGGAUCAGUAACUUGUUUACCAGGAUGUUUCUGUAUGUAUCGCGUACGCACGCCGGACACGCACAAGCCAUUGUUGAUCAGCACUGCAGUUAUGGAAGAUUAUGCCGAGAAUCGUGUUGAUACUCUUCACAAAAAGAAUUUACUUCAUCUUGGUGAAGAUCGUUACCUGACCACUCUGAUGAUGAAGCAUUUCCCCCAUAACAAGAUGACUUUUGUGCCCGAUGCUCAGUGUAAGACGAGUGCCCCUGAUACAUGGACCGUGCUGAUAUCCCAGCGUCGUCGAUGGAUUAAUUCCACUGUGCACAAUCUUAUGGAGUUGGUCUUUUUGCCUCAACUCUGUGGUUUUUGCUGUUUCUCUAUGCGCUUCGUGGUCUUGCUUGACUUGUUUGGUACCAUUGUUAUGCCUGCCACGGUGGCUUAUCUCGGCUAUCUAAUAUACUGCAUUAUUGUUGAUCCGACAACCAUUCCGAUUACCUCACUUGCAUUGCUAGGUGCAGCGUACGGUUUGCAAGCUAUUAUAUUCAUCUUGAGACGCAAAUGGGAACAUGUUGGAUGGAUGAUUGUAUAUAUUCUGGCUAUUCCAGUGUUUUCUUUCUAUCUACCAUUAUACGCCUUUUGGCACUUUGACGACUUUUCAUGGGGUAACACUCGUAUGGUAGUUGGUGAGAGAGGUAAGAAGAAAUUAGUGUCAGACGAGGGCAAGUUUGAUCCGAAAAGUAUACCGAAAAAGAAGUGGUCAGACUAUGAACAGGAACUGUGGGAAGUCGGUUCGGAAGAAUCAGUUCAGACAAGAGUGUCAGAUAAAUCGUAUCGAAGUCAUUCCUCGAGAAAAGCUGGUUCCGUCGCUGGUUCGAAAUUCGGAUCUACAUAUGGAGACUUUCAUGAAGAAUAUGGUCAGCGUGGUAGGUCUCGAUCGCCAGUUCCGCGUUAUACAGGAGACGACCGUCGCACUUCACGUGCAUUAUCAAAUGUUGCAUCUCAGCAUCCGGGCGAUUACAUGUCACAACGGGGCUCGCAAUACUUGUCGAGUCGAGCAGGAGAGUACGAAUAUUAUGGUGGCAAUUCUAGACCUGUAAGCAUGGCAGAAGGUGGUCACUAUGCUAAAGAUAUUGUUCCGGCUGAACCAAGCGAUGAAGAGAUCCUUCAGGAGAUAAGAAGUAUCCUCUCAGCAGCAAAUCUCAUGAAUGUAACCAAAAAACAAGUACGCGAUGAGCUUUCUAUGCGGUUUGGAUUUGAUAUGAAUUCGAAGAAAGAGUACAUUAACAACUGUAUAGAAUUGUUUCUGCAAGGAAAACUGUAG